Messenger RNA from Penicillium digitatum Pd1, 921 nucleotides. Lineage: Eukaryota; Fungi; Ascomycota; Eurotiomycetes; Eurotiales; Aspergillaceae. The record is from RefSeq and is a predicted model, not a curated record.
AUGUCUCCCGCUAUUGUUCCCAGUGCUGGUGCUGCCUCCAAGGAUGUCAAGAAGGAGUCUGCCACUGCUCGUCUCCUCGGCUCUGCUGGUAUUGCUGAGUUGAUGAUCUUCCACCCAGUUGACACCACCGCCAAGCGAUUGAUGAGCAACCAGACCCGGAUUACCAGCGCUACCGCUUUCAAGGAGGUUGUCUUCAGGGAGCACGUCAAUGCCACAAUCGGUCGCAAGUUCACCUCUCUAUUCCCCGGUCUGGGGUACGCUGCCGGUUACAAGGUUCUCCAGCGAAUCUACAAAUACGGUGGUCAGCCUUUCGCACGCGAUUACCUUGCUCAGCACCACGGUGCCGACUUCGACAAGGCAUUUGGCAAGGGUACCGGAAAGGCCAUUAUGCACGCCACUGCUGGAAGUUUGAUCGGCAUUGGAGAGAUCAUUCUGCUUCCUCUGGAUGUUCUUAAGAUUAAGCGCCAGACCAACCCCGAAGCCUUCCGUGGCCGUGGUCUUUUCAAAAUUGUUGCCGAUGAGGGUAUGGGUCUGUACCGUGGUGCUGGCUGGACUGCCGCCCGCAACGCUCCUGGCUCCUUCGCUCUCUUCGGUGGAUCUGCUUUCGCCAAGGAAAAGAUUUAUAAGCUGACCGACUACAAUACUGCCACCUGGGGCCAGAACUUUGUCGCCUCAGUUUGCGGUGCUAGUGCCUCCCUAGUCGUGUCCGCUCCCCUCGAUGUUAUCAAGACCCGUAUCCAGAACCGCAACUUUGAGAACCCCGAGUCUGGCUUCAAGAUCGUCUCCACGAUGCUCAAGAACGAGGGCCCUACCAGCUUCUUCAAGGGUCUAACCCCCAAGCUGCUGAUGACCGGUCCCAAACUGGUCUUCAGCUUCUGGCUGGCACAAACUUUGAUUCCUGCUUUCGGUCAGGUUGUAUAG